Molecule: messenger RNA, 8217 nt
Organism: Grus americana (Whooping crane)
Lineage: Eukaryota; Metazoa; Chordata; Aves; Gruiformes; Gruidae
Gene: CNR1
Product: cannabinoid receptor 1
Exons: 3
Coding region: 1912-3333 (473 amino acids)
Biological process (GO): G protein-coupled receptor signaling pathway
Cellular component (GO): membrane
Molecular function (GO): cannabinoid receptor activity
Source: RefSeq, a predicted model, not a curated record
CCAAUCACAAAGACAAUUCUUCUCUUUCCCUAAAAUCUGCAUCCCCUGCCUCCCAGGGGCUCCUUCCACUUGGGUCUUCCUCUCUUACCUUUCCCCGGUUUGCUCCCAUCUCACCUGCAGACAUCCUAUUCCCUGUAUGAGGACAGUAGUUACCUCUCCUCUCUCCUCCCAAUCCCUUUCACACCAAUCACUUAACCACAUUACCUUUGCUCUCAGCAUCUCCUUGCUAUCUCACAAAGUCUUUGAUUAAAACUUGUUACAGCCACAGUUUGUUGCAGGGGGAAGAGGAGGCAGACAUGCACUCUGUGCAGUUUAUGAGAGUACUCCCUGGAGCCUGAUGCUUUUGCUACCCUUCUGUCUCUAAUCCUCACUCUUUUAAUAAAAUUCACUAAUAUUUUCUGCUGCAACAAAUUCUUGACCUUUUUUGUUCUGCUCUGGCCGUUACAUGGAAACUGUUUUCUCGGAGCGGUUAUCUCUUUUUUUUUUUUUUCCUAAUAAAUGUGUUUUUCCCUCAGUUUCAUCCUCUAGACGUUACGUUCUUCUGGGGACCUUUAGCAUUUACCAUCCAUUGGAGUCUGGGUCUUUUAUGUCCUGCUCUGCUCUUUCAAAUGACUUCUCUCCCUUCAACUACACCUUGUGUGCUGAGCUGCUGUCUCCUCUAGGUACUUCCAGGAGACUGAGUGUUCAGCCCCCAUCUCUUUUGCACCUGGCUGGGCUUCUCUGUCUCCAUUUAACAUUUAUGUCAAUUCUGCUCAGCAGUAAUAAGUGCCAGCACCUUUUGGCAUUAGAGAAUGGCUAGAAAAGAGGCAGGAAAUGAAGCAAUUUUUGUUGGAAUACUGAAAUCCAAGAUAAACCCUUUUGUGAAAAAGGAAAAGUUGGAGAGUUCAAAAUUGACCAGCUUAAUGAGUUCUUUUCCAUUUUCUUUAAAAUGUAAAUACCAUAGCAUUGUAUCAAACUUUUUGUAUUACCUGCUCAUUCUGCUUUAUUGGGAAAUCAGUCCUUAAACUGGAGGUGAUUUUAAGCAAAUACCAGGUCACUCUUGCUUCAGUGUUUCCCUUUCAUCUGAGCCUUUCAUACUUCAGUAAACCUCUUCAUCCUUUCCCAAAACUAUGUCUUUAAAUGAAACUAAGAUGUAUGAAGUAAACUGUGAAAGAUAUUAAAAUCCCACGUUCAUACCGUAUUUUUACUGUUUUAAGAAAACCACCUCCGCCUUCCCUCCUUUCUCCCAAAAGCCAGGCAGACCAGGUACCUGUAGUUUCCCAGUAACGUGACCCUGCUGGUCCCCUUGCUGGUUUGUGCCUUCAAUACUUCGUCUUGUCUCCAACUUGGUAGGAAAUGUGUGUGUAGGGGGUUGUGUUUCACAAGCUGAGGGGUUUUGGGUGAACUCAGGAGCUUUGGAGGCUUUUCACAGGCAGGAGCGGCAGCUGUUCCUGUUCUUCCCCCUGCAGCUGGGUGGGAUGUGGGAGACACAUCCUUGGUUUGCUUAAUUCCAAGAAAGGGCUUCAAACUAAGCCCCUCACCUACCAGGCAUGCACCCUGGUGCUUUUAUUUCCUGCUGUUUAACACUUGAUCCAACAUGGAAGAACUCGAACAGUUUAGGGAUGAGCAGCAGGAUGGAGAGGUGGCCAGCACGCUCACCUGGCUCACAGGAGAGCCACAUUCGAGUCCUUCACCUGCACCAAACGGAGCAGGACUUCAAACUCGUUUUUGAAACUCUCUGAUCUUAGACACACGCAUAUGCCCUGGCUGUCUGAGAGAUUGCCAGCUGCUGGAUGCUGGGGGGUGUCACAUAGGGGCAGUUUGCCCCCAAAUUAGAACAAUCCAGCCCCUGUCCUGCUAGUGUGCAAACGGAUAUCCUCCGAUGCAUUAUUCCCUCCCCCAAGUCUCUCUGAAACCAACAAGACUGGGGUUAUGAAGUCGAUCCUAGAUGGCCUCGCAGAUACAACUUUCCGAACAAUCACAACAGAUCUCCUUUACGUGGGCUCCAACGAUAUCCAGUACGAAGACAUGAAAGGCGACAUGGCAUCCAAGCUGGGAUACUAUCCCCAGAAGUUCCCUCUCUCUUCCUUCAGGGGUGAUCCUUUCCAAGAAAAAAUGACUGCGGGAGAUGAUCCCCUGUUGAGCAUUAUUCCCUCAGAUCAGGUCAACAUCACAGAGUUUUACAACAAGUCCCUGUCCACAUUUAAGGAUAAUGAGGAGAACAUACAGUGUGGGGAGAACUUCAUGGAUAUGGAGUGCUUUAUGAUCCUGAACCCCAGCCAGCAGCUGGCCAUCGCCGUGCUGUCGCUCACCCUGGGCACCUUCACGGUCCUAGAGAACCUCCUUGUCCUGUGCGUCAUCCUCCAUUCCCGAAGCCUCCGGUGUAGACCCUCCUACCAUUUCAUCGGCAGCCUGGCUGUGGCCGACCUCCUGGGCAGCGUGAUUUUUGUCUACAGUUUUGUGGAUUUCCAUGUUUUCCACCGGAAGGACAGCCCCAACGUCUUCUUGUUCAAACUGGGUGGAGUUACAGCCUCCUUCACCGCCUCUGUAGGUAGCCUUUUCCUCACGGCAAUAGACCGGUACAUAUCUAUACACAGGCCACUAGCUUACAAAAGGAUUGUUACCCGACCAAAGGCUGUUGUAGCGUUUUGUGUGAUGUGGACCAUCGCUAUUGUAAUAGCCGUUCUUCCUCUGCUCGGCUGGAACUGCAAAAAGCUCAAUUCCGUUUGUUCGGACAUAUUCCCUCUCAUCGACGAGACGUACCUGAUGUUCUGGAUUGGGGUCACCAGCGUCCUCUUGCUGUUCAUUGUCUAUGCCUACAUGUACAUACUGUGGAAGGCUCACAGCCACGCUGUUCGCAUGAUUCAGCGGGGCACGCAGAAAAGCAUAAUCAUUCAGUCGACCGAGGAUGGUAAGGUACAGAUCACUAGGCCUGAUCAAACUCGUAUGGACAUCAGGUUAGCCAAAACCUUGGUCCUUAUCCUAGUCGUUUUAAUCAUAUGCUGGGGCCCUCUCCUUGCCAUCAUGGUGUACGAUGUCUUUGGGAAAAUGAACAAGCUCAUCAAGACUGUCUUUGCCUUCUGUAGCAUGCUCUGUUUGCUGAAUUCGACGGUGAAUCCCAUCAUCUACGCUCUGAGGAGCAAGGACUUGCGACACGCCUUCCGCAGCAUGUUCCCCACCUGCGAAGGAACCGCACAGCCCCUCGAUAACAGCAUGGAGUCUGACUGCCAGCACAAACACGCCAACAACGCGGGGAACGUGCACAGGGCUGCCGAGAGCUGCAUUAAGAGCACAGUUAAGAUUGCCAAAGUUACCAUGUCUGUCUCCACAGACACGACUGCUGAAGCGUUGUAAGUCACAGACUUCUCAGCGUUGUGAGAAAAAGGAGUUAGUUUAAAAAAAAAAAAAUCAACAACAGAGAAAACCAAACCCGUGGCUUAACGUGUUUGUACCCUCCUGUAAUAUUUUUUUGGUUUGUCAUUGUAAGCUGAGCGAUGAUUGUGUUAAGAGCAUUACCAUCAGCCAGUUCUUCAGGUUUUACAAUUAGGGAUUCAAGCUAAAUUUUCAAAAGUUCUUUUCUCAAAAAGUGUUUACUGAAUAAUAGUAAGUUUCCUGAAAGAGCACAGAGAAAAUACCAGGUUAGCAAUGGUUUCUUUUGGGGGUGUGAAGAAAAACUGUGUGAAACCUAAUUGAAAACUAAUGUAUCCUAAACUGAUACCAUCAAAUAAGAAAAAAAGCCUUGUAAUCAUGCUGUUCAUUUCAAUGUGAAGUGUAUUUCAUGUCUGUAAGUAAUAGGAGUUUUUGAUUUUUUCCAAAAGCGGCAGUGCUGAGUUCUAGAGGUUUUGUAAAACGUGUCGUGUCCCGUGAAUUGUAUGCUGUUUUAUUAUGUGUUAUUGAUAUUUGUCUGAUUAAACAAAGUGAUAAGGUAGACUUCCGUGGAAAUAAUGUGAAAUGUGAUAUGUAAACCCCAUUGAAAACACUACCUGUAUUUGAAGAAUUCCUAUGAGCUAUUUUGGAAAUUUUACACUUUUAGUGGUCUUCUGUGGACUUAGGGGAGAGGCUUUGUGUUCUUCUACUAAAAUUAUUUCCCCACUACCUUUUACUUUCACAUGCAUACGAGAGUAACAGCAACAAAGGAAUAGAGGAGGAAUGUAAGAGAGGAAUGCACUGGUUCAGACUUUUAAAUACCACUACGUUUAUACAGAAGGACGUUUAUGGUUGUAUAGACUAUCACCCUGCUCUUGGGCGUUGCAUGAAUACGAACACUGAAAAGCGAAGGUCCCGGAUAUUGGCUCCUUUAACAGGCAACUGGUUCUAAGCCACGUGCUGGUGCUGGACCACUGAAGACAGCAUGUGUCAGACUCAAUGUGCGAUGUUAUCACUGUGCAGUCGAUGUAUACUUGAAGUGUGUCGCAUUCCUGUAUCCCAGGUUUAAGCAGAUUCAGAGCCUGAGAUGCCAAACUCCCGUCUUCACUAAAAGAGGAGGAAAUAUUGUCAGACUUAGACAUUUUCUUAUUGUGUGAGCGUGUAUAUAAAUAAAUAUCUAUGUGUGUGUACGUGUGUGUGUGCGUGCGUGUGUGUGUGUAAGUAUACUAAUCAGUGUGAGUCAUGGUAGCAUAACUAAGAUGAUAGGACACUACGACCAAAUGUAAACUGUAUUUCUUGUUGCACGCUUUGCACACGAAUUCUGUUUCUAAAAUUGAGUUCUUCCAACUGAUUACUGGUGAAAGUACCAUAUUAAGAACAUCCCGAUCCACUCUGAGAGGUGUAUCCGUGUGCUAGAGAAAGCAACCUUUCAGUUGUACUUGAGAAAAAGGGGAAACGAGAGGCAGAGCAUGGCAGGAGCUCGCACUGACAACUGCAGUAGCUGUUGAUGGUGUUCCUGAAAACUGAGAAAGCCAAAAAUAAAUGGUAAUUUGUUUUUAGACCAUCAGUAUUCAAAUCUGAUUGCUUGAAAUGAGGUGAGUCUCACUGUGAAAUCAGGAUACAGGUGACAAGGGUUGACACCAUCAGCUUCAAGGGAGGAGAAGUUAUUGAAGGAAAAUGGUGCCUCUGUUCCCUGGUGGGAUUGUUUCUGCAGCCUGGGACUUUCACAAGGAGCACGUUACCGGGUAGUCUUUGAGGCAUGGAUAUUCUGUAAUUUUGUUCUGAAUCAGAAGGUACGGGGUCUUCUUUUCUGCUGCCUUGCUUUUUUUGGACUGUUGCCUCACCCUUCUUCUGGCUGAUUUCUGCUAAAACAGCUGCAAAGGUGGCUUAGCCUUUUAGCUGCCCGACGCUUGCUGCAAGAGAGGCGACUCCCUCCGUGGCACCAGGUGAGCGGAGCCAAAUCCACACUGCCCUGCCGCCCGUCCUCAGGGUUACGUGGGGAAAGAGCAUGGUGGCAGCCCCGGGACCUCCGGCGGCCAUGGGAUCCCCAUGGCUUUUCUGGUCCCUCGGUGCAGGCCAGAGCAGCCGGUAGCGCCAGCGGCCCAGCUGAGUUCAGCCGGGGGCUCUGCGGGGCUGUAAGCAGCUCCACGUUUGGGCUUGGUGAGGGGCAGCACAUUUUAAAGAUCUCAUCAGGUGAGGUGCUGAGCAGCAGCUGGGAGACAUGGGGGUACUUUCGUCCUCCCCCGCUCCCCUGCAGCUUACCGGGGUGGUAGGACAGGGCACCACGCUGUCGAGGGGGCCACGGCAGUUGGCCGAAACCGACUGCAGACGAUUCCCAGAGGACAUGCAAGUCCUCCUUCCGAAAGAUCUUUCUCAUGUCUAGGUGUGGUCCAUCCUAAAGCAGUCCUCUUGGAGGUGUGGGGGGGAGUGUGCGAAAGCCCAUUUGAAACGUAAAGGUAUUUUAAGAGCCAUUUUUGAAACUGUCUUCUUGUGAAUUAAAUGCAAACUUCGUGGACUUUUGUUGUGCAUUCAAGUUCUAAAUUUUACAUGAUAAAUCAUGGGACAAUGGGGCUGUCUUGGCACUUAACUUGGUGCUUACUAAUAAGAAAUAGCAUCCUGUGAAACGUUACUGUCUAUCAUCAGUAUCUCCAUUUGCAUAAUGAGUUUUUCUAAAGCUCUGGGAACUGUGUCGGUUCACUUAGAACCAUUUAUUAAAGAGGUGGCAACAAUUUCCCUACACAUUGCUCACUAAGUAGAACUACUCUUUCAUUAGAAAAAUCUGCUGCCGUUCCAAGAUAAGCUGCACUUAAACUUCAGCUUUAGGUAUUCCUAAUUUGCAGUUACCUACCUUGACUUAGUGAUAGCACAGCCAAACGAUACGGUGUUCCACGGCCACCCACACCAUCAUCGUCAACCAACCAAUGAUAGUUGCAGUUACGUAUAUGUACCCACUCCAAGUGUCGCGUAUCUACCCAGAAGACCAUCUAUGUCACGUGCGUGCAGAGUUAGAUUCUCAACAGUCUAAUUGUAUAUUUGUAUAAUAUAAUCUCCUCGAUGCUGUGCCAUCACUAUCCACAUCUUCUUGCACUGGCCUUUCGAUGAAAAAUUUAGUGUGUCUAUUGUGAGAUAGGCAGCGCGUUUUGCCUGCUGUUAUUGGGCUGAAUGUAUGUAAAUAAGUGAAAAAUUUAAAAAAAGUCAUCUGUACAAGCAGUGGCCUAAAAAGUCUGUAAUUGUAGACUAGGACAAUUGUUGAAGUUGCUGUGACAUCUCAGAUACUACCUUUGAAUAAACUGUUUACAGGGUCUCUUGGGAUGCUUUCAUAGUGAAAGGAAAAUCUUUCCUUGUGAUAAUAUGAGGUAAAGAAAUUGGAUUACCUGAGCUUUUUAUUUCCAGUGUUUCAAAGUGGAGAACAUAACUCUUUAUUGUCUGUAAAUCUAACAUUAUUACUUCCUCUUAGAAGAAUAUUGUAUCAUUAGAUGUUUGUUUGAGCUGGUAACAUCCUUGCAACUGCUGCAAUAUUUUUCAUUAGCAACCUGUAUAAUAGUUUGUACACAAGUACUGUUCAGAUUGUCAUGAAAAGUAGCUUUGACCAUUUACCUACCAGUAGCAGAAUAGUAUUUCUGUAAGAUUUCCAGUGUAUUCCUACCAUAUCAUAUUUUAUUUCUAUAAUGUAAUUAAACUGUUAUUUAUUCAAGGAGAAAAAGUAUUCCUCUACUUUUUUUGUUUUCCCAAUUUUGAGAUAACUGAGGAAGCCACGUGAUGAUGCUGCCUCAUCCCACAAUCUGGUGCUCUACGUUUUGUUUAUAAGUUUGUCUGUCGGAUUCUGAAACAACUGCUUAAACAACUUGACAACAGGUUGUCAAGCUUUGUGGGUUUUAAUUGUACGUUGAUAUGUUCGAAGGAGGAGGUAGAUUAUAUAUUUUAUAUUUGUGUAUUCAGUACUAUGGAGACAAGAGAGAAAUGACAUAGUUAAAACUGAAUCUCCUGUUUCAUUAUGUAGGCAAUUUCCCUUUUCCUCUGUAUCAGCCAAAAUGCAAUAAAUCUCUUUUGCCUUCCUCAGAUGCAUAUGUUUGCACAGAGAUGUCACAUUAAGACAAACCCAUAUACUUCAGAAAAACAAAACACAAAAGAGCAGAAGAAAGGAAUACAAACUAAAAUAGUGCUGCCAACAGCAACGACGACCUAAAUUAGUUACUGCUGAUUGUAAAUGUAAUCAAAGACUUGAGACAAAUAGAAAGUUAGUCUAGUUUUGGCCAGUGCUAGUGGGGACAGAGUUACGGGGGUGGGGGGCAGUGGAGUGGUCCAACAGGGAUGCACAAAAGCUGUGCAGGGAGAGCAAGCUCAGCCGUGCCACUGCCUACGGGGCACACGAAAGUGCCCCGUCACUGCUCAUCCACAACUGAAAGGAAGGGUUAAAAAAACACUUAAUAAUCCCUUUGUGGUCCCACACGCCCAUCCAAAGCCCACUAAAUGCUGUAGAAAGGUCCCUGCCCAUUUCAAAGGGUCAGUUUUUCAUAUGACUUAAUCUCAGAUUCAUGUUACUUGGGCAAUUUUCGUUCUCCACAUUUGUGAUUUGAAAACAGAGGAGGUCCUUAGGGGACGGUGUGAGCAUGUCCUGGGGUGUUGGAUCAUGGUUGUGCCAUAGUAGUUGUGUUUUUAAAAAUUAGGUCACUGAUGAAUUGAGAAAGUCUUGGCAAAACAAAAGCAACUAGAAAUGAAAGAUUAGCUCUUAAUCUUUAGCUGCAUACUACAUUUAAAUGAAGAAGUCGGAAUAUUUCUGCUGAAAGCUGUCACUUCCAAAGCGGCCAGGAGACAAUUCCCACUGUAUUGGCAUGUUCACUAGAAAAUAAGGGCUAUACUGCCACAAACCGA